Messenger RNA from Sitodiplosis mosellana (orange wheat blossom midge), 769 nucleotides. Its product is annotated as low molecular weight phosphotyrosine protein phosphatase 1-like. The transcript has 3 exons. Bases 105 to 578 code for a protein of 157 amino acids. Gene Ontology annotation, biological process: protein dephosphorylation. NCBI's taxonomy places the organism in Eukaryota, Metazoa, Arthropoda, Insecta, Diptera, Cecidomyiidae. Gene Ontology annotation, molecular function: non-membrane spanning protein tyrosine phosphatase activity; acid phosphatase activity. Gene Ontology annotation, cellular component: cytoplasm. The record is from RefSeq and is a predicted model, not a curated record.
AGACUUUCGAGAGCAUGCGAUAGUGUGAAUAUUAUUGUUUAGAAGAAAUUUUUUUUUACAGCGGUUUUGCCUGCUAUGAAGGAUCUAUCAAUCGAAAUUUGGCAAUGGGCAAUAAAAAAAGGAUUCUCUUUGUUUGUUUAGGAAAUACGUGUCGUAGUCCAAUAGUCGAAGCAGUUUUUAUGGAUUUGGUGAAAAGGGCGGGGGUACAACGCGAUUGGGAAAUUGAUAGUGCAGCAAUCGAAGCGUGGCAUGUGGGUAACCGUCCAAAUCCACGUGCGGUUGCUGUCAUGGAAAAAUACUGUUUGGCCUAUGAUAAUCGUGCAAGACACAUUACCACCGAUGAUUUCUAUAAAUUCGAUUAUAUUUUGGCAAUGGAUGAAUACAAUGUUGAGGAUUUAACGGAGUUAAGACCAGACGAUGCCAAAGCACAAAUAUUUCUAUUAGGCGACUUCGACCCAGAGGGAGAGAGGAUUAUUAGAGAUCCAUAUUGCGACACAAACUCGGAUGGAUUUGAUAAAUGCUACCACCAAGCAGUAAGGAGCUGUAAAAGUUUUCUGGAAGAUAUGAAUACCAAUUGAAUAGCUUCGUUAUUUCAUUUUUAAGCAAAUAUCAAUAUAUUUAAUUCUAAGUAAAGAAAAGUAUUAUAUCGCUGUUAAUGUUGAUUAAUUUUAUGGCUUGCCUCAAUGACAAUACAAUGAAAUCUUAGCUAGAGAUGCGUUUGCAAACGUAUAAUUUGCAUGUUCAAAUAAAUUGCUUUGCUAAAAUCAAA